AUGCCGCCCGUGGGGGAAAAUGGGAUCCUGUACGACGUGGUCGAGUCCAUCUAUACACCUGGCCUUAAUGGGGGCGUUGUCAUCGUGCUGGCGGCCAUCUUGCUGGUUCUUUUCAUGGUCAAUGUCUUCCUUCUGGUGGUUGUCGGUCCAAACAUCCAUGUGAUUGUGCUCCUCUGCCUGACUGUCAUCCUGUCGGGCCUCAUGAUCUGGGUCAUCCCACAAAUUACCGAGGCGCAAAACAAUGCCAAGAAGGAGCAGACGGGUUCGGAGGCUGAGAGCAGUGAUAAACCAUCCGAGGAUACGACAGAGAGCAAAAAGGACAACUAA
This is a messenger RNA of Monosiga brevicollis MX1, 327 nucleotides long. RefSeq lists its product as uncharacterized. The transcript is spliced from 2 exons. Gene Ontology annotation, cellular component: endoplasmic reticulum membrane. The record is from RefSeq and is a predicted model, not a curated record. Gene Ontology annotation, biological process: vacuolar proton-transporting V-type ATPase complex assembly. Lineage: Eukaryota; Choanoflagellata; Craspedida; Salpingoecidae. Bases 1 to 327 code for a protein of 108 amino acids.